AUGUGUGGCGGGAAGGAUCUCGUAGCCAGUCUUCUGGCCCAAGUCGAAAAGCGUGGCGUGAAUCCCGCUAAACUCGCCAGACUUCCCGCCUAUCAGGCGCUGUUGAAGAAGAAGAAGGCUGCCUUGGACGAGAACGAUAAUAACAAUGCGAAAAACAGAAACUUGAAGGCGGGCAGGGAUGAUAAAGUUGCGAGAGCGAGCGUUGGUCGCAUUUUCAAACCACGUGGAGUGAUAUACGGGGUAAUUGUUGCGACCAUCGCGGUGGCGUUCGCGUUCGUCAAUUACUAUGAGUUACACACGCACCAUGGAUUUGCCAAAUUCUGGCUCCUUUGGGAAAAUGUGGACUUGACUGUAGAACAGUGCACCAUUGAGAUGCCAUCCUCAGUACAGGAUAUAUUUCGGCCGCCUGUCGAAUGCAGCAUGUGUCGACACGUGACUCACGUGGAGCGUGUCAGUACGAUCACGCCAGCUGAAUUUGAACGGAAGUACGCCUACAGCGGGCGACCGGUGGUGGUGACGGACGGCCAGAGGAACUGGACUGCGACUCAGUCGUUCUCCUUUGAGUUCUUCAAGUCGAUCUAUGCCGACGAUUCCCCCGUCCUGGAGAACUUCGAGCGCGACUGCCAGUUCUUCCCGUACCAGACAGACUUCAUGAACCUCAGACAAGUCUUUAAUAUGUCACAUGAGAGGGCUAAUAUGCUCGGAGAGCCUUGGUACAUUGGGUGGAGCAACUGCGACUCCUCGGCGGCGAACACACUCCGGGGGCAUUACGAGCGUCCUUACUUCCUGCCCCAGUCCGCCGAAUCCUCCAAGACAGACUGGAUCUUCAUCGGCACUCCCGGUUACGGCGCUCAUCUGCACAUCGACCACGUAGGGAACCCCUCCUGGCAAGCGCAGAUCAGAGGGAGGAAAUUGUGGACUCUGGAACCUCCGCCCGAGUGUUACUUCCAUUGUGUUCCCAUGGAAGUCGUCGUCGAACCUGGAGAGAUAAUCGUACUGGAUACGAACAUCUGGUACCACAAGACCCUAAUUGUGUCCAAAGACCUUAGCAUAACGAUCGGUUCUGAAUACGACUAGAUAAGAAAAACAAGAAUACUAACAUGAAUACGAAUAUAUAAAAGAGGGCGGCGAUGGACCCAAACCUACACUGUAAAUUAAAUUACGACAAGGGACAGACGUGCUGUUGUUGAAAAACCGCAGGAAAAGAAUAUGGGAUAAGAAGAAUGAAAACCAAUCUGGAGCUAUCGACUGAAGAUGGAUGCGUUUCUUGAAUACAAAGAUCGACGGGGUGUGCAACCUGGUGAUUUUUUGUUGCCCAGGCCUGAUGGACGCCAGAGUGAUAUACCCUGCUACUGAGGAAUAGAAUAUUGUAUGAGUCAAGGAAAAAGGAAAAAGGGAGAGAUUUAUAAUAAAUACAUAGAAUAUGUGUUCUGAUGAAAGGAUUUUUAAUCUGGAUUUUUGCAAAGCGUUCUUCGUAGUAAUUUGUUUUCGAAUUCCUCAGUUCCUUCAUCAGUUUGUUUUCAUCUUCUUCCCUCAUUAGGCUUAAUUGUAGAGAACAAUUGAGAGAAGACUAAUUGGGGCAAUCGCUUACAAUCACAUAGACACGAACACACACACCCGGACAGACACACACAUGCACACAUAAAUGAAUACAUACAUAUAUUCAUGCAUACAUAUACAUAUAUAUAUAUAUAUAUAUAUAUAUAUAUAUAUAUAUAUAUAUAUAUAUAUA
This is a messenger RNA of Macrobrachium nipponense, 1732 nucleotides long. RefSeq lists its product as uncharacterized. The record is from RefSeq and is a predicted model, not a curated record. Gene Ontology annotation, molecular function: 2-oxoglutarate-dependent dioxygenase activity. Lineage: Eukaryota; Metazoa; Arthropoda; Malacostraca; Decapoda; Palaemonidae.